Molecule: messenger RNA, 3216 nt
Organism: Girardinichthys multiradiatus
Lineage: Eukaryota; Metazoa; Chordata; Actinopteri; Cyprinodontiformes; Goodeidae
Gene: wnt16
Product: wingless-type MMTV integration site family, member 16
Exons: 4
Coding region: 688-1755 (355 amino acids)
Biological process (GO): neuron differentiation; cell fate commitment; canonical Wnt signaling pathway
Cellular component (GO): extracellular region
Molecular function (GO): cytokine activity; frizzled binding
Source: RefSeq, a predicted model, not a curated record
ACAUCCAUUCUGAUUGCAUCCCGGUUAUUAAACAGUGCAGUCAGGUCCAGUUUGUUCAUCCAGUCGAUGAAAGGAAACCCAUCAGAAUCCAUCGGAUCGCAGACUCAUUGACUCCCUCCUCCUGAGCAGGCAUGUGGUGACAGUGGAAAGGAAAACCUCCAGCAGAACCAGAACCACUGACUGGAGGUUUGGGCAGACACAAAAACACAUAUCCGGGAGUACUUUCAUUGUUAAAGAAGGAUGCAGUACUCCUUCAGGGUCUGGGUUUCCAGAACCCCCUGGGUUAUUCCGUUUUUAGAGUUUACUAUAACAACCUCGAUCCAGGACGGAUCAGAUCCAGUUUUCCUCACAUCCAGACAUCAAACAGUUGUGGAAAACUGGGAGAAGUCUUUCAGUCAGUGUGAGGGUUAUAAUUCCUCUCCACACUGACAGGAAUGUCUUUCAGGAAUGUUUUCCUUGGCGCUGCGCAGUUUUCCUCAGCAGCGCUUCAUAAUCAUCCUCUGACGUCACCUGCUGAUGAGCUAGUCCAAUCAGGGUCGUCCUGGACUGGUACUUGGUUCGGUCCGCCGCUGCUGGUACUGCAGAUGGAAGCAGCAUCAGGAGCAGUGGGAUCUUUACGCACCGGGAUCGAAAUUUCCUGCAACUUCCAGGAUGAUCCACUGGGUCCAGCGGUUCUGAUGUGGAAGGAUGGAGACACGGAGUUCUGGAGUCCGACACAUAUGCGCUCUGACUCUGCUGCUAGUCUCCGUGUGCCCGCUGUGCUGCAGUGCCAGCUGGAUGUGGCUGGGUGUGACCUCCGCGGGUGCCCCGGAGCAGCUGUCUUGCGGUGACCCGGUUCUGAGCGCCCGGCAGCGGGAGCUGUGCCGCAGGAAACCCUUCCUGCUUCCCAGCGUUCGGGACGGAGCCCAGAUGGCCGUGUCCGAGUGUCAGAACCAGUUCCGUCAGGAGCGCUGGAACUGCUCCACGUCCCGGGAGACCACGGCUGUGUUCGGCCACGAACUGACCAGCGGAACCAAAGAGACGGCGUUCAUCUAUGCAGUGAUGGCGGCAGGUCUGGUCCACAGCGUCACUCGUUCCUGCAGCCAGGGCAACAUGACUGAGUGUGGCUGUGACGCUCGACUGCGAGGCGGAGGUACGGCACCAGAGGGCUGGCACUGGGGUGGCUGCUCGGACCACAUCCAGUUCGGAACCUGGUUCAGCCGCAAGUUCAUGGACGAUUCUGUGAAGAACAUGUCGACGAGCCGGGGCGGGUACACGCUGAGCACCAUGAACCAGCACAACUGUGGGGCCGGACGACAGGCCAUCGAGAGGACCAUGUCCACAGAUUGUCGCUGUCACGGUAUUUCUGGUUCGUGCGCUGUGAAGACCUGUUGGAGGUCAAUGGCACCGUUCAAACGUGUCGGUGCUUACCUGAAGGAGCGAUAUGAGCAGAGCGUCCAGGUGUCAGACCGCUCCAGGAGGAAGAUGAGAAAAAAGGACCAGCGCCGCCCUGUUGACAAACACCAACUCAUCUAUCUGAAUAAGUCUCCGAACUACUGCCUGGAGGACCGGCGGCGGAGCAUCGCCGGCACACGUGGGCGCCGCUGCAACCGGACCUCCACCGGACCGGACGGCUGCAACCUGCUUUGCUGCGGCAGAGGCUACAACACUCAUGUGGUGAGAAACAUCCAACGCUGCGAGUGCAAGUUUGUCUGGUGCUGCUACGUCCACUGCAGGCGGUGUGAGAGCAUGAAUGACAUGCACACCUGUAAAUGAGUCUAUACCUGAAACACACCUGGAACAAUGAAACAGAGACAGUCCCAUAUGAAUGGAGGCUUCUGAUCAGACCAGGUUCUGACUGAAUGUGAGAAGCACAGCUCUACUUUAACAGAGUUAUGAUACAACAUGACCUGGAUAAAACCUGUAACCUCCAGGCAGGACUUGGACCUUCUCCAGAUAUUCUCUGUGGGACAGACCAAACAAGAUCUUCAGCUGGGAGAUUUUUAUUAGUUUUCUAGUUUACAGCUGCUGGAGUAGAACUCUUUAAAACCAAGGAUGUACUAAUACAGUAUUUUUUCACACCGAGUACAAGCAAAAGUACUUACAUUUGAGUACUUGCUGAUACUGAGAACUUUACGAGUACUGAUAUACCAAUACUCUUCUUAGAACUAAGUUAAAAAUCCUUUAUUUUCAUCAGGUACAUUUUAUCUUUAUCUGUUUAGAACUAUUGUCCCGUUUACUGGCCUGGAACUGACAGAACCACAGAGUUCUGUUGGUUCUGCAGAGUUACCACACCCGCAGGCCCACGUUAACCAGCUGGGUUGUGUGCAGCACACGGCAGGCCCAGGAGUCCAGCAUCAGUCAUGGCUUUAUCCAUGCACAACAUGAACAGAACCUUGACCAACCUCCCACAUCUGGAGCGUAUCACCAAACACAUCUGAAUGGCUCGGCUGCUGUUGGUACCCAGAAACCGUUGUUCAUGCAGGAUGAAUCUCUGCAGAGUAAACUCUUGGUCUCUCCACGGUGAAGCUAAUGAGGGACAGCGGGAUGACACUGCUCCUCCAAUUAUACAUGUGAGGCUAAGGCCUGAAAUGUCUUGGGAAGGCCAUGGAUGUUCCUCUUCACCAGGUCCUGUAGUUUCAGAAACGUUGUCUCUGAGAUGUGGUGGUGGCUAGGCAUCUCCUCAGCUUCAGCAUGCUGAGAAGAUGUAGAUAUCCCAUAUUGUUUGCAGCUGGUUCUUCUCCCACUCCUUCAGAGAUUGGUCCAAGGUUGGUGAACCGCUGCUAUUUGGAAGAUGUUUGAACCCAGCGUUGUUGGUUUCUAGAUGUUUUAUCAAACUACUUGUGCUACGUUUGUCACGUUCUUUCACUUGGAGAUACCUCUAAAACGCUGACAUAGCUCUUCCUCUGCUACCCUCUGCAUGGAGUCACACUCUCCAAGUGGUUUCAGGUACUUCUUUUUUAUGCAUUAUACAUUCAUUUUUAUGGUUUAUUACUGCCACCUACUGGAUUGCAGUAUGAGUGCACAGACUUAUACUGCUAUUGCAGGGGAAAUCUAGCUGCUGUCACCCUGGUAUCAGGUUCUGUAGUAUCAGAACACUCAUGAAUACGAGUGCUUGCACAAGGUUUCGGUCAGAAACCCGAUGCAGGGAUCGGUUCAUAUCUGCUUAAACACAGGUGAUCAUCUGAAUGAGGAAUUUGUAUGAUUAUUCAAUAAACUUUAUUUAUAUGUACAGAA